Molecule: messenger RNA, 2648 nt
Organism: Dunckerocampus dactyliophorus (ringed pipefish)
Lineage: Eukaryota; Metazoa; Chordata; Actinopteri; Syngnathiformes; Syngnathidae
Gene: pi4k2b
Product: phosphatidylinositol 4-kinase type 2 beta
Exons: 11
Coding region: 177-1697 (506 amino acids)
Biological process (GO): endosome organization; phosphatidylinositol phosphate biosynthetic process; Golgi organization
Cellular component (GO): lysosomal membrane; trans-Golgi network; endosome
Molecular function (GO): 1-phosphatidylinositol 4-kinase activity
Source: RefSeq, a predicted model, not a curated record
CAGGAAGCUCAGCAGUGUGUUUAUGUAGAUAUGCGUUGUCGGUGAGUUAAACUGCCACGGAGCAAUGUAUUUGGUGUGGUUAUAUUAAGUUGAAAUGUUAAGAAUGGAUUCUUGACAAUUCCAACUAAGUUUAACAUUUGAUAUAUUUUAUUUUAUGAGUGACGAAGUGCGCGACAAUGAUGUCAGAAUGCGAUCCGACAGAGACCUGCGAGCCAAUGUUGGACACGGCAACAACCGCGGUGUCUACGCCAGAGUCCACCUUUCACACCGUACGACCGCCUAACGUCUUAUUUGAAAAGAACAUGGCAAGGUCGGGGCUUCAGGCAAACCCGGGAGUCGCCAUUCGAAUUUCGGACUCGCGUGAAAGUGUCUUGAUCGAGCUUGAGACAGAAGGCUCGGGUGAAGACACUCUGCUGCUGCCGUGCCUCACUGAACGCUCAUCUCCGCCUAGAGGAGCCCGCGACAAGAGGAGCAGGCGGAACAGACACAGCUCAUCGUCGGAUAAGGACACCUCAGCCUCUCCAGGUACCAACAAUGAGGCCUUCAACCAUUUCCCUGGUGAUCCUGAGUUUGCAGAUAUCAUCCAGAGGGCCGAACAAGCCAUUGAGAGUGGUGUCUUUCCAGAAAGGAUUUCCCAGGGUUCCAGUGGGAGUUACUUUGUCAAAGAGCCAAAAGGGACAGUCAUCGGCGUUUUCAAACCAAAGUCAGAAGAGCCCUAUGGUCACCUCAAUCCUAAAUGGACCAAAUACUUUCACAAGCUCUGCUGUCCAUGUUGUUUUGGGCGAGGGUGCUUGUUGCCAAACCAGGGUUACCUCUCGGAGGCUGCUGCUUCGCUGGUUGAUAGCAAGCUCGGCUUGGGCGUUGUGCCGAAAACCAAGGUGGUGUAUUUGGCCAGUGAGACUUUCCAUUACAGUGCCAUCGACAGAGCCAAAUCCAGGGGGAAGAAGUAUGCUUUAGAGAAAGUUCCCAAGGUGGGACGGCGCUUCCACAGAGUGGGUCUGCCACCAAAGGUGGGGUCAUUUCAGCUGUUUGUGGAGGGCUAUCGUGAAGCCGACUAUUGGCUGAGACGCUUUGAGGCGGAUCCUCUGCCUGAGAACAUCAGGAAGCAACUCCAGUCCCAGUUUGAGCGGCUGGUGGUGCUUGAUUAUGUAAUCCGAAACACAGAUCGAGGGAAUGACAACUGGUUGAUCAAGUAUGAGAACCCAGGAGAUGGCGAGGGACUGAAGGUUACAGAGUGGCCAGAGAACAGUCCAGAGCCUUGCAUCAAGAUAGCAGCCAUCGACAACGGCCUGGCCUUUCCUUUCAAACACCCUGAUGAAUGGAGAGCCUACCCCUUUCACUGGGCGUGGCUCCCUCAGGCCAAGGUGGCCUUCUCUCAGGAGACCAGAGAGUUGGUGCUGUGCCGCCUCUCAGACAUGAAUUUUGUGCAGGACCUCUGUGAGGACCUCUAUGAGAUGUUUAAGAGUGAUAAAGGUUUUGACAAGACCAUGUUUGAGAGACAGAUGUCAGUCAUGAGGGGCCAGGUGUUGAACCUCACCCAGGCACUAAAGGAUGGCAAGAGCCCUCUCCAGCUGGUGCAGAUGCCCAGAGUGGUGGUGGAGCGCAGCCGAUCAGGCGGGCAGGGUCGUGUGGUCACACUGGGCAAUGCCUUCACUCAAACCUUCCACUGCAAGCGUCCCUUUUUCUCCUCUUGGUAGAGAGUGGGAAUGUCAGCCAUGGUGUUGGUUUUUACAAAUUGUGUCCCAAAUGCAGAAAGUGAGGAAGAGGAACUGCUCACUGGAAACUGAUGAUAUUUAACGUUCUGUAGGAAAGAUCUGGCUAAUGAAGAAUGUUUUUUGAAGAACUUGAGCUUCAGCUUGCUCCCAGCAUAGUGAUGUUAUUGCAGAGUUUGGGGUUGCCAUGGUUACUUGACUUACUUGGACACUAGUUUAUAUGGGUUUUGAUUAUUGUUGAGACACAAAAAAUACUUUUUCUGUUGUUUUGGUAGUCACUCCAGUUAUAUACAGAACAUUUAGUAGCUCCCCCCCCCCCCAAAAAAAACACCCUAGUGGUCCACCAUCUUUGAACCAGAAAGUGCAUUUUGAGAUAUACGCAAAGUCCAAAAAUAGUCACUUUGUCUGCCUUGUUAGGGAUACUUUCUCAAAUGUGAUGAGUGUAUGAUUAGGUUCAUUUAAGUGAAUUAAAGCGCCCUUAACCCAGCAGUCCUUUGUGGAAUCUGUAGAACAAACACAAAGCCUGUGUCUCCAACACUCGCUACUGCCAAAACUCUGUCUGCAGAAGUUUUCAGAAGCCUCAAGAAAAUACUAUUGUUGAAACUUGAAUACAAACCUCAUUGGAGGACUUGGAAUAACUGUGUUGCUUGAAUGUAAUCUGUUUACUCUUUCUACUCUGAUUCUUGUUAGAAAUCUUCCUAAACAUUUCAAUAUGAGUAAAUGCUGUUAAAAACAAUCUGAAUGUAUGUGUUUUUUGACAUGUAUUUACACUGCAGCAUGCACCGCUGUCACUCCGUUUUUGUGAAAUACCACAUCAAGAGGAGGGUCAGCGCACUGGUGUUUUCUUUUGUAUGCAUCUUGACAUUUUUAUUCCAACGUAACGAUUGUAUGAGCAGAGCUGUAUAUUUAACAAAAAUAAAUCAACGUUGGGAAAUA